GGCGGCGGGCGCGGCGGCGCCUUAGAGCUGCCCCAUGGCACAGAGACCCCUGAGCACGGCCGAGGCCGAGCGCAUGAACCUGGUGGCCCAGGACGCGAUCUGGAAAUACCGCCUGAAGGCUGAGAAGGAGGCCCGGCAGUCCUGGGCCCAGAGGUGGGGGUUCCUCGCCGGCCCCGUGGAGGAGCUGGCCCUGGGAGAUGAGCCGGCCCCCGGGAAGCCGCGGGUAGAGCUCCCGGAGCAUCUCCGCGUCCCGCCCGUGCACUCCGUGGAGAAGGACUUCAAGAUCCUUCCGUCCCCCCCUGUCCCAGAGACCACCCAGGGCUUCAUUGGCUGGAGGUCGGGGAAGCCAGGGCUGAGCAAGUACCUGGAGCUCGACUCUCAGAUCCGAAGCUGCAAAGGGGCGUAUGCCAAGCAGCUGGACUGGCCGGAGCAGGGCAUCUACUGA
This is a messenger RNA of Sorex fumeus (smoky shrew), 445 nucleotides long. RefSeq names its product ciliary microtubule inner protein 1 (gene CIMIP1). The coding region runs from base 35 to 445 and encodes 136 amino acids. The transcript has 4 exons. NCBI's taxonomy places the organism in Eukaryota, Metazoa, Chordata, Mammalia, Eulipotyphla, Soricidae. The record is from RefSeq and is a predicted model, not a curated record.